ACCUUCCAAAAAAAGAACAAAAAAAAAGAACAGAGAAAGUAGCUUAAAAACUAGAAAAAUGAUAGUUGAAAAAAAAAGUGGAAAUUGCCAAAUUCAUUAUCUGAUUGAGGGAGGGUUUGUUAUUGUAUGUAUUAAAUAAGUAAAUAGGCACUAUGUUCUAUUUGUAGUAGAAUGUGAUGUGUAGGGCAUGGAGACCUUUUAAGCUUGUCGUUAAAUUAGUGUACUUAUAGAUAAAUAAAUACAUAUACAUAUAUAUUUACGUAGUUACUAACGGGAUGUAUAAAAUGUACCUGUAACAUAGCACUCCAUCCUACAUUGAUUAAUAUACUCCAUAUUAUAUUCAUAUAUGUAUAUUUAUUCAACACAUGGCGAUUACUAAUCCACAAUUUCAAUUAUUGUUAAGGAUAAGAGAUGGGUAAAAAUAUUUGGCAAGUUAGACAGAAAUGACGUAAAUCCAAUAUAUAUGAUCACAGAUUUAGUAGAAAUAUCGAUAAGCAAAGAAAAAUGUACUGACCUAGAUAGCUUUGAUAUUGUCACGACUAGAAACUAUGAUCCUGAAAUGUUUGUACUUAGUAGGCCUAUCUUUCACAGUGAUAAAAAAUCUGUCUAUACUGAAUUUCUAAAUAAGAGUAAUAACAAUUAUUCGAGAUCUAAUGAUAAAAUUACUAGUGAUGUUGCAAAUCGUUUGGCUAUAGCUGAAAGAGAAAUAGGCGAUGUAAAAGGUAAAUUACGAAUUGUAGCCGCGGAUUACGAAAGAGAAAGGCAAAAGGUUGGUAAGCUCGAAAAAAUUCUACACGAAAAAAAUAUGGAAAUACGCCAAGGACUUGUUAAACUUAUAGAAAAUGGCCAAUUGAAUACACUAACUUCUUUAGUUGAUGCCGAAGUACAAUUAAAAUCGAUGGAAGUAGACAAUGAGAAUUUACGUCACGACUACGAAUCUCAGAGAACUGCAACUGAAACGGUUGUUAAAGAAAACACUGAGCUUAUGCGAAAGUUAGACGAAUUUGCCAGAGAAUUAAUGAUAAAACAAUCUCUUCUUACAGAGAUAACAGAUCAGAACAGAAAUCUUGAAACUAUAUUUAACAACUCCAAAAUGGACAUGGAUCGUACUAAAAAGCAGUUACAAAACUACGAUAAUCAACUUCAUAGAUGUGAACAAGAUGCUAAAAGACAAUUAAUUGAACUUGAAAAUCGUAUGAAGAAUAUGCAAAGAGAUUACGAAGAUGCGGUAGCUCUCUUUAAGGAAGACAAUAAGGUGCUUACAGCAGAAAUUGCAUGCCACAAAUCGUUAGUUGAAGGUAAAACUCAUGAAUUAAAACAAAAAGAUAAGCAACUCAAGAGCCUUUCAAUCGAAAAUGAUGAUCUAGGCAGAAAGCUUGAAAUUAUUACGAACGAAAGUCUAACUGGUAGAGAGGAGAUUGAGCGAAUGAUGAAUGAGUAUGAUAAUAAAGCAAAAGAGAACGCCACUCUUCGGAAUAAACUUGAAGAAAAAGACAGCGAGAAUGAAAAGAUAAAAUGUGACAAAUAUGCUCUUGAAAGAGAAGUUGAAAGGCUAUCCGAAGAGCUUUAUAGGAUAAAAGACGAAGUAGUAGAAGCGGGAAGGCGUCUUGGAGAUUGUAGAACUCAAAUAAAUCGUUUAGAAAGGGACUUUCAAAGUUCACAAGAUCAUAAUAUUGCUCUACAAAGUGAUAUUAGACACUUAGAGACUCAACGAUUAGCAUAUAAAGAACAGCAAGAGUUGGCUAGCCGAGCAGCUGAACAGAUCUCAGACGAGAAUAGACUGUUAAAGCAGGAUAUUCAAAUGCUUAAAGAUCGAUUUGACGAUGAGCAAAACCACUUGAGGCAGGAAAGACAAAGAUGUUCCGAAGCCAAAUGUGAAGUUAGAUGUUUGAAUGAGAUAAAUAAUCAAUUACAAAACGAUUGUGAAUUACUUAAGAGUACUCUAAAUAACGAGAAACACUUGCAUAUGUCUGUUAGAGAACAAUUAAUUCUUGAAGAGAAACAGCAAAUUCAACACGCUGAAAGAAUACAUCACCUCGAAAUGGAAGUUUCAACUUUGGAGCAAAGACUUAGAGAAGAAAGAAUUUUACAGGAAAGAGGGCUAAACGAACUACAAGAAGCUCGCAAUGAAGUUCGGAUUCUUUGUCAAAAGCUAGAAGACCGGGAAAAACUUUUAUCCGCCGAGAGAAAGAGAUUUAAAGACGGGAUAGAGAAAAUGAAAGAGAAUUUUAUUAGCGAUGUCAAGUUUAUUACUAAAGAGAAAGAGGCUAAUGGCGGAACAAUAGAAAGUUUAAGAAACGACAAUACUAAUCUUAGAGAGGAGCUACGGGAUAAAGAACUGCAAAUAAUAUCAUGUUUCCAAACACUCGAUCAAUUUAACAGUGAAUCAAAGGGAAGAAAAGAAUUAGAAAACCAAUUAAUGGCGUCCGAAGCAGAGCUCAACCAACUUAAAGUUCUUCUAAAGACAAUCAAACAAGAGAUGGAUAAAGAAAAAGAUUAUCAUAAACAAACGAUAGAGGAGAAUAAUAAGCUGAAAUUAAGUAUAAAUCAUCUUAAAGAAGGUAUGAAAAUUAUUAAAGAGGAAUAUACUAAAGAGGUUUUCACCGUUAGAGCUGAAUUGCAACAAAUAAAAGUUGAUACUGAACAAGAUAUUAGAGAUUAUAAAUCUGAAAUUAACAAUCUAUCGGCAGAUUUAAAUACUGCUGAAGCGUCUCUUAUUAGCCUACGCGACAGUAUGGAAAAUGUUAGAUUAUCUAAUGAAAACUAUGAAAAGACAAUUGACGCUUUGAAACGUCGUCUACAUCAAGAAAUAACUCGUAGAAUUAUAAACGAAGAAAGAUUAGAAGCGUUCAAUUGUCAGAGAGAAAUACUAAUGAGAAAGAAUUCAGAGAGAAAAGAUGAUAAAAAUCAUUCAACAGACUAUGAUCGGAAAUUGCAAGAGGAGAAAGAGAAGAAUUAUUUAAUGAAUAACAAACUAAAAUCACUAGAAAGUAGUUUACAAACGCAAGAAUGUCAUAUGCAAACACUAGAAAUUCAAUUGGCUGAGAUCCACAGUGAAAAUACUGCCCUUAGGCUUAAAUUUGAAUAUGGUAUAGGACAAAUGGGAAAUCAAGAAAAUGAGAAGCUAGUCGAAGAUAUGACAAAACGGCUAAACGUUUACGAAAGAGAAAGAGUAACCUUUUUCAAGUCAGCUCAAAAAUUAGCCAUAGAUCUUGAACAAUCCAGAGAGACUGUUAAAGAUAAAAGUAAACAAAUACUUAAGCAGCAAGAAGAUAUAAUGAAACUAAAGGAGAAAUUGAAAUUAUACGAGGAAGAGAUGAAUAAAUUACAGAAUAAUAAUCAAAUAAGUGAAGAUCGUAUAAAUAAACUAGAAAACAGAACUUUUAGAACUGAAUUAAUGAAUAUUCAAUCGAAAAAGAUAAACUCUCCAAAAUUACUUUUUGCUUAGGAAAACUCAUUUUUGUUUGUCUGAUUAGUCAAUUUUCCGUCAAAGUUUGUAUACUUUCGUCUAAUUAAUGCAAAAACGUGGAUAAAAACAUAGCAAAAUAUUGUUUUGAAAUUUAAAAAGAACUGAACGAAAAAAGGAAUAUAAAAA
Dimorphilus gyrociliatus is the source of this 3595-nucleotide messenger RNA. Lineage: Eukaryota; Metazoa; Annelida; Polychaeta; Dinophilidae. The record is from the annotation of a GenBank genome assembly.